This is a messenger RNA of Protopterus annectens (West African lungfish), 2214 nucleotides long. Its product is annotated as E3 ubiquitin-protein ligase TRIM69-like. The transcript has 6 exons. NCBI's taxonomy places the organism in Eukaryota, Metazoa, Chordata, Ceratodontiformes, Protopteridae. Gene Ontology annotation, molecular function: protein binding. The record is from RefSeq and is a predicted model, not a curated record. The coding region runs from base 392 to 1441 and encodes 349 amino acids.
GCAAUUUUCCUGCUAAAUAACAUGACCGCUCUUUAGCAGGGCAAAACGUGAAACAAGUAAUACAAAGUGUUAUUUAAAAAUCUAUGACAACGUGUUUAUUAUGGAAAUCAACAUUGUACGUAAAGGAUGAAUGAGUUUACAACCGCCCACAACCCCAAGCUAAAGCCAUUGGAUUGGGACUGAGACCUGCACAUUAGUAGUAUAUCACGAGUUCUAGACUAUUUUUCUUAGCAUUUGUGUUUUUUACAGUUAUGAGGCUGAACGAAAGAAGUGUCGGUUACCCAUUUUAAAACAGACUUUAUAGCUUUAUUGCGACUAUUUUGCACGCUAAGCAGGUGACGGAGGCGGAAGACAAAUCAGACUCGCCUCGCGAGGUGCUGUUAUUUGGGUCAUGGAAGUAGCUCUUCUGGAAGAUGAGAAGUUUAAAGAUUUCAGGCUCAUGCUUGACCACUCACUGAAUUCUCUGCUACAGGAGAAAGAAAAGCUUGUGGCAUUUCACUCUGAAAAGGAGAUGAAGAAAAAACAGUUAAAAGAAGAGGCAGAGCAGCUGUCACAACACAUCACAGAGGAGUUUUCCAGACUCCAUCGUUUCCUUACAAUGGAGGAGGAGAGCCUGCACCUGCAGUUAAAAGAAGACCUGGAAGUGGAACUGCAAACUAUCCACCAACACCUGGAAGUUGCCUCUAAAACCCAGACCAAGUUGGAUGGUGCUAUAGCAAAGGUGGAAAUGUACUUGAGAUGCCUAACUUCUGAACUGUUGCAGGAUUGUAAAAGUCUUCUUGAAAGUUUGGAUUCCAUAUUCGAAGGGCAGUAUAAGACUGAGACUGUGAUAGAUCUCCCUGGAAAGUACAGUGGACCAUUACAGUAUGCUGUCUGGAAGAAGAUGAAGACAAUUAUACAUCCUGACAUUGAACACCUGACAUUUGACCCAAAAACAGCAAACCGGUGGCUUUCUCUAUCUGAUGACCUACGAAGUGUAAGGGAAUCUAAUGUGGAACAGAAUUUACCAGAUAAUUCAGAGAGGUUUGAUGUGUACCUGCAAGUGACGAGUUCUCAAGGUUUUCAGUCUGGCCAGCACUACUGGGAGGUGGAAGUGGGAGACCGGGUUAAUUGGGUUGUGGGAGCAGUCAGAGAGUCAGCAUGCCGAAAGGGCUAUGGCAUACAAAAGCCAGAGGCUGGCUUCUGGACAAUUCGAUGCUGUAAUAAUAAAUAUUACAUGGCAGAUGACAGCCCUCCAGUUGUUUUCAAAGUGAAUGAAUGCCCAAAGAAAAUUGGUAUAUACUUGGACCAUGAAAGGGGGAUGUUGUCAUUCUAUAGUGCAGGUCCUAUGGUACACCUGUACACAUUUCAUCACUCUUUUACUGAGACAGUCUACCCCUUUUUCUGCCCUUGCAGUAAUGAAGGAGCUACUGCAAUGCGUCUUUUCCAUCUACGGCUCUGAGGCAGCAGUGGCAACAUAUAUGUCCUGGCCAAACGAAGAAGUGUUAUGUUCACAUGUCGUAGGAAAUAGCAGUGAAAGUUUCAUGAAGUAUGAAGCCAAGCACUUGACUCUCACAUGGAACAGCUAUAUGCGUUCCGCUGCUUACCUUUUGCUUUAUGGCUAAUGAUUCAUUAUGAGCUUUUACAGGCAAAACUCAAAGCAUAAUAACUAUCGGGCAAAGACACAGUGCCAUCAUCCGAACUGUAAAUAUUAUUAAAUGGGUAUAAAAAACUGUUUCUGUACAAAACUCUAACAUUGAGAUGUUGCUAAAUAUUUCAAAUGUCAUUACAUUUAUGUUUACUGUAACCAACAAAUAAUUGUCAGUGGUUGUUUUAGUGGAUGUGGUACAUCAUUUCACUUAGUGCCAUGCAGUUUUUUGAAAUGUAUUGCCUUUUGAAAAAAAUUUAUUUUUUGUAUAUAAAAUCUCUUAUAAAGAACACAGGCUAUUACCAAAGUCAUAAAUGGUGCAUCUGAACUCAUCAGCAACAGUUUUGUCUAGCACACUGUGAACUUUCCAUAGUAUCACGCAGUUUUUUUGUAAGCUGAUUAGGAUAAUGCAUGGAAAUCUGUAUUUUCAUAAAUAUACAUAAUUUUUAAAUUUUUUAAAAGUUGUUUGGCUUUGGAAAAAUAUAAAUAUUUUAUGCUGUUUUUACCAGUCUUAUAAAGCUUGCUGAGUUUUACUAAAAUUAUAAACGCUGCAUCUAAAAAAUAUAAGUAACAGUUUUGUUUAUCAA